AAUAAUAAUAAUAAAGAAUAAACAUUUAAUUCUAUUUAUUUUUUAAAUGAUAUCAUGGCUAACUUGGCUUUCGGAACAUGGUUUCCUAAAACAUUUGAAAUAUUUUGAACGGUUUUCGUUCAGGCGCGUGUUGCCUGAACGUUCUAGCAUUUUCCAGGCGUCCUUGAACGCACCACUCUGGACUGUUGUCAACGGCUGUUGCUAACGGCAGCUCAUUCUGUGUCUGCGACCCAACCGUCGCCCGAAAUGCCCCUGGAUCUGAGCCAGUGGACCGGGCCCCUGGCCCUGCAGGAGGUGGAGGAGCAGCCCGCCCGGCCUCUGACCGUCAAAUACGGCUCUCUGGAGCUGGACGAGCUCGGGAAAGUGUUCACGCCGACGCAGGUGCAGAACCGACCCACCUCCGUGGAGUGGGAGGGAUGUGACCCCAGUAAACUUUACACUUUAGCCCUUACGGACCCGGACGCCCCCAGCAGGAAAGACCCCAAAUUCAGGGAGUGGCACCACUUCCUGCUGGUCAACAUGAAGGGGAACGACGUCUCCUCGGGCUGCGUGAUGUCCGACUACGUGGGCUCUGGUCCUCCUCAGGGCACAGGCCUGCACCGGUACGUGUGGCUGGUUUAUGAGCAGCCGGGCAGCCUGAGCUGCUCUGAGCCCGUCCUCACUAACCGCUCCGGGGACGGCCGCGGGACGUUCAAGGUCCAGAGCUUCAGGCGGAAAUACGGCCUCGGAGCGCCGGCGGCCGGGAGCUGCUACCAGGCCGAGUGGGACGAGUACGUCCCCAAACUCUACGAGCAACUCGCUGGAAAAUGAGAAGGGUUUGGGCACCGCGUUCUCAGACUGAAGCUGAGAAAAAAAACAAUCUAUUUUCUGACAAUAAAAACAAAAAAGAAAGCUCCAAUUCAAAAUGCGCUUCUGAGAAUUCCACCUGAUGUGAGAAAAAAAGCAGUUCAAUGAAGCUACGCACACUAAAAACCAAUUCUUUAAACCAUUAAACCACUUCUCUGAUCCUCUUGAUCAUGAAUAUGCUCUGUAAAAUCACCCGUUUACUUCCAGUUUUUUGUCUUUGUUUUCAAAUGUGAGAAGAAAUGCCUUAAUGCCUUGUUUAUUUUUUCAAAGUGAUGGAUUCCUAAUAAAUAAAGGUCCAGAUGUCCUCAUGUUCAGUUCAGAGCUCUGCUGUUAGUAACCUGUACAUUAGAUCACAGUAAAUGUAUAAAGAACAUUAACUCAAAUAAAUACUGAAACUGAACUUAUUCAGGCUGUUCAUUUGUGAGACAAUCAAACAAGACAUCCGAUUUUUUGUGUGAUGAGCACUUUAUUUACAAAUAUAAUUAAAAGCUCUGACAGAUUCAUGCUUUCUUUAAACCUGGAAAAAAAAAUAAAGUGCAUGCAAUAAUAAAGCAUCAUACUGGUCUGGUUUAUAAGAAAAAUACACAGCUCGGGAGUUGUGUAAAGCAAAAUGAAAGAAAGAAAAAAAAAAUCAGAUGAAAUUCCUGUUGAUAAAAGAUUGGACCGCAGACACUUAUCCGAGGAGGAGGGGGGAGGAAACGAACAAAAAAAAAAAGAAGCAUCUUUAAAAAAUCUUUUUGAUUCGUGUGACAGUUAAAAUACAUUACGAAAAUAAGUAAAAGCUCUCCAUAAAUCCAUCCAAAGAACAGCCCCCCCCACCC
Messenger RNA from Menidia menidia (Atlantic silverside), 1667 nucleotides. Lineage: Eukaryota; Metazoa; Chordata; Actinopteri; Atheriniformes; Atherinopsidae. The record is from the annotation of a GenBank genome assembly.